AUAGAGACGAGGCUGGUGCCCAGCGUCACACCUGUCCGUCGUGCUCGUCUUCAUCUUUGUACUCAUCUUGCUGCAGCAGCAUCAUGAGCCCCAAGAAUGUCGUCUUCAAGAAGAUCUGCAAAGACAAGUCGGUGGGCGUGUACAUGGGGAGACGGGACUUUGUCGACCGAGUGGAUUCUGUGGAUCCAGUCGACGGCGUCAUCGUGAUCGAGCGCGAGGCCCUGCAGGGAAGGAAAGUGUUUGUCACACUGUCGUGUACCUUCCGCUACGGCCGCGACGACAUGGAUGUGAUGGGUGUGGCCUUCCGCCGCGAGCUCUACCUGUCCACGCGGCAGGUGUACCCGCCGCUGCAGGACCGCGAGCAGGGAGUCCACACGCGCAUGCAGGCCAAGCUGUUGCGGAAGCUGGGCGAUGACGCCUACCCCUUCUUCUUCGAGUUCCCUGACAACCUGCCGUGUUCGGUGGCAAUGCAGCCGGCGCCGCACGACGUCGGCAAGCAAUGCGCGGUGGAGUUUGAGGUGAAAGCGUUCAGCGCCGAGAGUCAGGACGCCAAAAUCCGCAAACGGAGCUCAGUCAAGCUGACGAUCAGGAAGGUGCAGUAUGCCCCUGAGGCCCAGGAGGACGCCGCUGUUGAAAUCUCACGGGACUUCUCCGUAUCGGACAAGCCGCUGCACGUGACGGCCCGACUUGACAAAGAGAUUUUCUACCACGGUGAGACUUUGAGGCUGCACCUCAACGUAGUCAACAACUCUACCAGGAAUGUCAAGAACAUGGUCAUUUCCGUGGAUCAGGUGGCCACAGUGGUGCUGUACUCCAAUGACAGCUAUGUCAAAUGCGUCGCCAUUGAAGAAGGCGAAACGGUUUCUGCGGGGGCGACGCUCCAAAAAGACAUCCUGCUGCUCCCCUUGCUGGCCAACAACAGGGAGAGGAGGGGAAUCGCCCUGGAUGGAAAACUCAAGCACGAAGACACCAACUUGGCAUCGUCCAGCAUCAUCAAGCCAGGCGUCCUGAAGGAGGUUUUGGGCAUCAUGGUGUCCUACAGGGUAUCAAUCAAGCUCAUCAUCGGAGGCAUGAUGAGCUCAAGUGAGGUUUCUCUGGAACUUCCCUUCAAACUGAUGCACCCUAAACCUGACACAGUCAAGGAAAGUGAAAUGGAGGAGGAGCUUGUGUUCCAGGAGUUCAAGCGAUCGUACCUUCGAGGCAUGAUAGGUGACGACGACGACGAGGAAGGAAACGUGUCGGGCGGCGACGACAUUACCCCAAAAGAAAAAUGAAAAUCCUGCCGAGAGUUUUGUGUUGGGUUAGCCACGUUAGCUGCAAAUUAGCAACGAUAACAAAAAAUAUCUUUCUUUUUUUUUUGUCGAUGUUUUCAUGAUCACACUCAAGCUUUACAAUUAACAAGCUGCGAGCACGUUAGCUGUGGUGAUACCUAAAGUCAGUUGAAAAGGAUUUGUAGUCAUAUUUGGUAUGAGAAAAAGCCCAAUAAAGAACUUUACAUGUCACAGUG
This is a messenger RNA of Hippocampus comes (tiger tail seahorse), 1507 nucleotides long. It is a transcript of the gene saga, whose product is annotated as S-antigen; retina and pineal gland (arrestin) a. Gene Ontology annotation, cellular component: photoreceptor outer segment; photoreceptor inner segment. The record is from RefSeq and is a predicted model, not a curated record. Gene Ontology annotation, molecular function: G protein-coupled receptor binding. The transcript is spliced from 16 exons. Gene Ontology annotation, biological process: G protein-coupled receptor internalization; signal transduction. Lineage: Eukaryota; Metazoa; Chordata; Actinopteri; Syngnathiformes; Syngnathidae. The coding region runs from base 84 to 1274 and encodes 396 amino acids.